Molecule: messenger RNA, 759 nt
Organism: Hydra vulgaris (swiftwater hydra)
Lineage: Eukaryota; Metazoa; Cnidaria; Hydrozoa; Anthoathecata; Hydridae
Source: RefSeq, a predicted model, not a curated record
AUGUCAUAUGAACUAUCAGAUAAAUCUUUAGAAGAAGUUAAUAAUUUAGGAAAAGCAACUACAAUGAUAGGAAUGCUCAAAUAUUCAGAUGACUUUCAAAAAUCAACAGGAUCAGCUCAACUAUGGUUUAAAGAUACAACAUCUACUUCAGUAGCUACUGAUAGCUUGGAAUUUGCAGCAAGACAAAUUAAAGUUAUUCAGAAACCUGCUACAAAAGACACAUUUUCAUUUUGUAUUCCUUUAAAGCAUGUUCUCGGAUUCUGUGACGAUUAUGAUAAAGUGAUUUACGGAGUAAAGCAUUCACUCGUAAUUACAAGAAAAGGUGAUAAUCAUGCAAUUUUUAGAGCUGCUGGAGUAGCUGUAGGAAAAGUAAAUCUUACAAAAGUAUCAUUGUUUAUGAAGCAUAUAUGUGAGUAUAAUUCUGUUACACCAAAUGUUAUGGGAUUUAAAUAUAAACUCAGUGGAAGAAAUGAAAGACCUAAAUACAUCUUUCUAGCAUUACAAAUUUAUAGAAAUGGAAAUCAAGAAGUUAAAUCUGCAGUAUUUGAUAAUUGUGAUUUAAAAGCUAUUUCAGUAACGCUUAAUAGAGAACGAGCUUAUUUAGAUUCAGCUACUUUUAAUGAGAAGUUUUAUAGAACAAAUCAACUAUAUGCACAAAGCAGCAUACAUGAUGUAGAAUUUAGAGAAUUAUAUCCUAUUUAUGUUGUUAAUGUAAGCAAACAAACAGAAAGAUUAAAAAGCUCACCAGUAGAUAUUUAA